AUGGGCGCCUUUGCUUUGUGUGUGGAGAGCGCGGCACGCGACAUCCGAUCGCUGCUCACGCUGCAUCGCGUGCAUCCACAGGUGCGCAGCGACAUUCAGCGCAUUCUUGGCAGUCUUCUUCGAAAGAACUAUGAGAGCGUGGCGGUGCCCUUACCGAUGGACCUGAUCGAUCCCCCGGAGCAGGUGUGCCGAGAGCUCGUAAACGGCAUCGUGGAGAACGCCUUUAAGACAGAGCUGCCGGCGUCCGACUUUCACGCCUUGGAGCGCCGUUGUAUCGCGCUCCAACAGGACAAUGCCGAGUUGAAGGCCGCUGCCGACAAAGCUGACGAAAGUGUCGUGGAGUUGCGGGACGCGCUGUCGGAUCUCAAGAAGGCACACGAAUACAUGCUUCAUAGCUACUUUAGGGAAGUCCUGAUGCUGCGCUGCCGCAUCGACGAUCUUCAGCGACAGCUUCGCACUCGCCGACUGCACUCCACGACUCUCGCGCCGCUUGUCGGUAGCAGCGUUGCAGCGUUUAUCCCCACAAUAGAGUCUCAGCUGCAGCACUUCCUUGUCAACACAGGCGUAGCCACGGGGCAGAGCGAGCCGGCGACUCAGUUGUUGCCGUCACCAACUAGGACACCGCUGCCGCCGAGUGGGUCAUCGGACGAGGAUUCGGAAGCGGAUGAUGACUCCGUGCAUCGGCGACUCUCAAAUCACAUUACCCCCCACGGGGAAGGGCGUGACGCUGACGCGCAAGCGCAGACAAGACCGCCCGUGCUGAGGGCGGCUACAGCCGGCGCUGCGCCGGCAGCACUAGCCGAUGCAAAGGGGUGGUCCACGGCGGUUCAUCCGAAGCACAAAGGCUACAGUAUCCGCAUCAACGUCCCGAUAGGCACUGCUACUCGCGGGCGGACGCUGGGGUCACCGCGCAGUGCGACGGUUCAGAAGACGACAACGUUUGAGGUAUGGAGCACGGAGCCAGAUAGCGUUGACGCGAUCUUUGAUUACGAAGAGUACCUCCGCAUCCUCAACGGCGCGGAUGCCGCCUGGGCGCAGCGCUUCACGGAUGUGAUGGAUGGCUCGGAGCGUGGUAGCUCGCGGUAUCGUCGGCACUCGCUGAAUGUGCGCACUCGCGCCAAAUCAAAGGUGAGCUUUCUCUCCGGCAGCCUAACUUCAAACCCCGACGACCCCUCGUCUUCUGCGGCGCUUUUGAACGAGAAGGCGAACGCAAACGGGUUCUGCUGGUUGCUACACCUCGCCCUGGAGCCGAUCAAGCACAAGUUUCACAUGGAGCUGGACGAGCUGCGGCAGGCGGUUCAAGCCAUGCAGCAGGAGCACGCAGACCAGGUGCAGCGGGUUGAGCGUGCACUCUUGGUCGUGCAGAACCGCAACGAUGCAUUGCUUGACUUCAUCAACACGUUUGCGCAGCAGGCUCGGGAAACCUUGUUGGUGGUGGCUCGUGACGUGCAGGCGCAGAGCAUGGUGGAGCUCCUGUCCAGUGGCGCGCUCCCGGUUGCAGCGGCUGAGACAGUCGCGUCCUUUUUUACUCCCACCACGUCAGCGGAGAAGCCACAUGGGCGAUCGUCUUUGUCCUCAACGGCGGCCUCGCCGCUACCCCACUCAGAGUCGGGUCAGGGGCCAUCGGCGCCGCACUUGGUUCGCAACAAGAAGUGGCGCCUGAGGCCAGGCGUGCUGCUUGUGGCGCAGGAGCAGGCGUCAAUGAUGGCUGCCAUGAAUCAGCGGCUGGGAAAGACCGGCUCGGUGGAGGUGACGCGCAGCAUGCCGCAUGCUCCUACGAAUGCUGCUGAGGAGGUGAACUACUACCGCGCCGACCUCGGCCUUCCCUACUGGUCCUCGCACCCGGUCACCUUGCACGCACAAAAAAUCUUCGGCGAGCUGCAAGAGAUCGCUGCAUCCAUUCGCGCAACGCGGGCGAUGCAUUUCUUCGCAUCUGAGGAGACCACUGCCGGUGACAGGCGUCGGGUGCAGUGGAAGGUCCGAGGUAUCACAGACUCGAGCCGACACGAUGGCGGCGACCACCGCGGAUGCCACUUCCCGCCACCGCUGUUAAAGGACCGCGACAGCUCUUCCUUCUACUAUUUCCGCGACUGCGACGCGGACGGAGACAGCGCUACGAGGCACUUGGCAGCCCAUCACCGGCUGCGGGAAGAGUGGCUGACGGCGUCCGUCAGUGGGGCGGACGGGCAAACAGCCGCGGACUUGCUACGUGAGCUGGCAGGUCUGCGCAUGCGCCGCGCAUGUGACCGGAAGCGACUAAAGGUGGUGCAGGCAUCACUGCCGCAGCAUUUCACGAGAGACGCCGCUGCUUCUGUCAUCGCGGAGGAGGCCGCUGGGAGAAAUCGAACGAAGAAAGGCGCCGCCACCGGCGCCACCGACCCGGAGCCGGAGUCGCUGCACCCGCACUUCUUGUCUCCACAAGGGCUGCUGAGGGCUUCUGCGCUGCAGCGGCUCAGCGGGCGAACGCAGCAGCGGCUGAUUCAGACGUCGCAGCGCAUUGCCGAGCUUCUGCGACUGCUGGACUUGCACUUUGGCCAUUGCCAGCUGAAGGACUCCGAGGACUCGCUCUCGCGGGUGACGGCGCGGAGGCUAACGGCUGAGGGGCCGCAGAGACUGCUCCGCGCCAAUGGCGCAUUGAACUUGGCGGGUCAUCUGUGGAGCUCACCCUACUUAAAUGACACUGUCCUGGAUGCGAACGAUCAGCAACAGCAGAGGGGCACCUGCGCCGGCUACUCUCGUGGGGAGUUGAUGUAUUUUCCGAUAGGGCUGGCGGGGACGCGAGACGCAGAUGGCAACAGUAUCGGUGGGGCUGGAGCGUAUUUCAUGCUUGACGGGUCUACCAUCUCCGCCGCGCCGUUUGCCCCAUUGUGGACGGCGGCAAACAAGGGCAGCAACGAGGAAUCGGAGCGGCCUGCGAUGACCAAUCGCAUCACUCCGGCUGUGGCGGUUAUGGAUUAUUGCCGGGGCGUGCAGAUGGGUCGCCCGCUUGGUGGGCGCGCCGGACCUGUGUAUCUCUUCCAGGACCAUGAAAGCGGUGACUACUACGUUGGUGAUCAGGCUGGCCGCAACGUACUGAAGGCCGACGACAGCACCACUGGCGUUGCGGCUGUCACGCGAGCAGAGGCGGACACGCAACGGUCGGUGCUGCCCAUGACGCGCAUUUUGUUCCCAGCGCCGAUGCAGUCUACCGCGGCCGACGCUUCUUCCGUCGCGUUGUCUGUGGCGGCAUCUGGGGCAGCGAGCACGGCACUUCACCCCAUCUAUCUUGUGCCCAUGGCGAUUCCUCUCUCGGACGAAGAGGCAGUGAUAGAGGCGGGCUGGCAGGCAUGCCACCGACACGGUCACACACGUCGCGAUCCCAUCUACUACACGACGAUGGCACCCCUUCCGCUCUCGAAAUCGUAUCAUCAUGUCGUGCCGCAGCCAGGAAACGCCGACGCCGUCGCUCUUGCGGAGGCGGCGGCUGACGCGGCCGCCGUUUUGGACAAUGGUGGCAGCAAUGCACGUGUGAACCCUUACCUUCGCAGCCCACCUUGCGUGUUCCAGCCGGCGGACGAGGCCGCUGCAAUGAUGCGCGUGCGCUCCGUGCAGCUCCAGCAGCGCCAAGGCGCUAAUAAAUCUUUUCCUGAUACUGCGGCGGUGGACAGCACCGCCGCUUGCGCACGUUCCGGCCUCCUAUCACCAGACGUCACAGCGAACUUGGCCGUGACCCCAACAUCCACGUUGCCGUCCUCGGUGGGCCCUCUCUCUGGCUAUGCCCUCUCUUCCCCCGAAGCGCAUCUCCUUGGUGUGUUGCCGUUGCUUGCCGCUGACUGGCAAGGGAGCGGAGGCCCAGUGACAGCCGCGCCGCUUCCUGGCAGCUCCAGCAGCCACCCUGCGGCACCAUUAGCGCUGCCUCCCUCCACAGAGCCUGACACCACGCUGGCUAAAACGGGGCACGACGGCGUGCCACCCCUCACCAAGCCCCUGCCUCACACCUCUGCUCCUGCAGCGGCGGCGGUGCCAGUAUCUUCCGCCACGAGCUCCUCCCCUCCCCUUGCUGCAGCACUGGUGAUGGCGAAGGAGCGGCGUAACGCGAGGCUUGUCGAGGAGGCACAACGCGCCGCACAGGCAAAGACGCUUCGGCAGGAGUCGCUGAGAAACCGAAUUCUGACGCGCACGGUACCGAACAAGGAGCGUGACGUUCUGCCCGUUCCGCCGCAUCGUCUCGCCCCUCUCGGUAGCAAGCACCCAGGUGACGAGGCCUCGUCCAUGUUACCCCUCCCUGCUGACUCUGCAAGGCUGCAGCGUCAGAUGCGUCCGGAAAAGUACUCGCUAACGCCGCCGCCCCCGUCGCUGCGGUGGCGGGAGGUGAACGGUGGUGGACUGAAUGCCUGGAAUCUCAGCAGCGACAACGGCGACGCGGCGUAG
Molecule: messenger RNA, 4410 nt
Organism: Leishmania mexicana MHOM/GT/2001/U1103
Lineage: Eukaryota; Euglenozoa; Kinetoplastea; Trypanosomatida; Trypanosomatidae
Exons: 1
Coding region: 1-4410 (1469 amino acids)
Source: RefSeq, a predicted model, not a curated record